AUGGAUGACGUCUGGUCCGAUGAUGAGUUCAACUUCACUCCCAACUCCAAGGAGACAUACGGAAACGUGGAAACCACACACAUGAACAUCAACUCGCUGCGGCAGGUGCACGGCAAGAGAGGUUAUCUUGAUGGUGUUUCGCAGAGCAAAGAGUCCACAAUCCAGGAAGGAUUUGAUUCAGGAUUUGGAAUCGGACUGAGAAUAGCAGACCAAGUCGGGUUUGUUCUGGGAGUUUUGCAGUUUCAAGCUACUGUUGAUCCGGCCCAUUAUGGGGAAGUGUACGAGAGUGCAAAGGUGGAGCUGAACAUCCAGGAUUUGCUGAAAAUCUCUUCUUUUGACGAAAGCUUGGAAACUUUUAAUAAUCCAACGAUGACUAAAUGGGUCAGGAUAUGUGAUGAACUGAAAUGA
Kuraishia capsulata CBS 1993 is the source of this 408-nucleotide messenger RNA. RefSeq lists its product as uncharacterized. The transcript has a single exon. Lineage: Eukaryota; Fungi; Ascomycota; Pichiomycetes; Pichiales; Pichiaceae. Bases 1 to 408 code for a protein of 135 amino acids. The record is from RefSeq and is a predicted model, not a curated record.